Phascolarctos cinereus (koala) is the source of this 2270-nucleotide messenger RNA. It is a transcript of the gene SMU1, whose product is annotated as SMU1 DNA replication regulator and spliceosomal factor. Gene Ontology annotation, molecular function: protein binding. The record is from RefSeq and is a predicted model, not a curated record. Gene Ontology annotation, biological process: mRNA splicing, via spliceosome. NCBI's taxonomy places the organism in Eukaryota, Metazoa, Chordata, Mammalia, Diprotodontia, Phascolarctidae.
AAGUGACGCGAGCGGGUACCGGAAGUGGACUGCGUUUCCCCCUCUCGGUGUGUCCAGGUUGAGCUUCCCACCCCCUCAAUCCCCGAGUUCAGUGGCGGUUCUCCGGGAGAGUCAAGAUGUCGAUUGAAAUCGAGUCGUCAGAUGUUAUACGUCUCAUCAUGCAGUACUUGAAGGAAAAUAGUUUACAUCGAGCCUUAGCCACUUUGCAGGAAGAGACAACUGUGUCACUGAAUACUGUGGACAGCAUAGAGAGUUUUGUAGCAGAUAUUAACAGUGGUCAUUGGGAUACUGUUUUGCAAGCUAUACAGUCCCUGAAAUUGCCAGACAAAACACUGAUUGACCUCUAUGAACAGGUUGUCCUGGAAUUAAUAGAACUUCGUGAAUUGGGUGCUGCCAGAUCUCUUCUGAGACAGACUGACCCCAUGAUCAUGUUAAAACAAACUCAGCCAGAGAGAUACAUUCAUCUUGAGAACCUCUUAGCCAGGUCCUAUUUUGAUCCUCGUGAGGCAUAUCCAGACGGAAGCAGCAAGGAGAAAAGAAGAGCAGCAAUUGCACAGGCUUUAGCUGGAGAAGUCAGUGUUGUACCUCCAUCUCGUCUCAUGGCACUGUUGGGACAGGCUUUGAAGUGGCAACAGCACCAAGGUUUGCUUCCUCCUGGUAUGACUAUUGAUUUGUUCAGAGGUAAAGCAGCUGUAAAAGAUGUGGAAGAAGAGAAGUUUCCUACACAGUUAAGCAGACACAUUAAGUUUGGCCAGAAAUCACAUGUGGAAUGUGCUCGAUUUUCUCCAGAUGGCCAGUAUCUGGUAACUGGCUCUGUUGAUGGAUUUAUUGAAGUAUGGAACUUUACAACUGGAAAAAUUAGGAAGGAUCUCAAGUACCAGGCACAAGACAAUUUUAUGAUGAUGGAUGAUGCCGUGUUAUGUAUGUGUUUCAGCAGAGAUACAGAAAUGUUAGCAACUGGGGCCCAAGAUGGGAAAAUAAAGGUGUGGAAGAUACAGAGUGGACAGUGUUUACGGAGAUUUGAAAGGGCACACAGUAAAGGUGUCACCUGCCUAAGCUUCUCUAAGGACAGCAGUCAGAUCCUUAGUGCAUCUUUUGAUCAGACAAUCAGAAUUCACGGCUUAAAAUCUGGGAAAACCUUGAAGGAAUUCCGUGGUCAUUCUUCAUUUGUUAAUGAAGCUACUUUUACUCAAGAUGGACAUUAUAUAAUCAGUGCAUCAUCUGAUGGCACUGUGAAGAUUUGGAAUAUGAAGACCACAGAAUGUUCCAAUACUUUCAAAUCUCUUGGCAGCACUGCAGGGACAGACAUCACAGUCAACAGUGUUGUCCUCCUUCCUAAAAACCCUGAGCACUUUGUUGUAUGUAACAGAUCAAAUACAGUGGUCAUCAUGAACAUGCAAGGCCAGAUUGUCAGGAGUUUCAGCUCUGGUAAGAGAGAAGGUGGUGACUUUGUCUGCUGUGCCCUCUCCCCACGGGGUGAAUGGAUCUACUGUGUGGGUGAAGACUUUGUGCUCUACUGUUUCAGCACGGUGACUGGCAAAUUGGAACGAACUUUGACAGUUCAUGAAAAGGAUGUAAUUGGCAUUGCUCACCAUCCCCAUCAGAAUCUGAUUGCUACCUACAGUGAAGAUGGGCUCUUAAAGCUCUGGAAACCCUAAUUUCAUGACUUCAUUUCUACUAGCCUGGGCAUAUGCUACUUCAGUGCAGACAUUUAUGUGUUACUUUUUUGUUGUUUUUAUUUUUUAAGGGGGAAAAUUGCCUAAAUGUGCUCUGAGAGUAAUUUUUGCUAAAUUUCUCAUUUAAGUAGAAGUUACCCUUUUUGUAUAUUUUUUAAAAUAUUAGCUGAUGAGCUUCUAAAGAAGCAGGUACUUAGUGGAUAGUGUGUUUUCAGUAAUCCUGUAACUGAACAGUGAAACAAUGUCAUUUCUAUAACAGGUUCCACUCCUUUUGAUUAUUUGUAAUGCUAGUUAAUAUGUACUUUCCAAAGUGAAACUUGUAAAUAAUGAGUGAGCUCCAGUUUUCCAUCACUGUUAAUUAACCAUUUUUAGUUUCAUUUUGUUUCUUUGAAAUGCUUUGAUAGAAUAAAUUUUACCACCUGCAUAGGGACACUUUUAAUGUGAACAUUUCCCAGAAAAUGAUUUUACUGAUUGUUCUGAUAAAUGCAUCCUUUAGACUUAGAGAAGUAUCUGUAGGUUUCUGUGAUGUUUCCAGUGGCAUCAGAGAAUAAUUGCUGACCUUUCUUAAGACAUUAAAGUUUGCAAAAUGUCUUA